AUGUAUAAAGCAACCGUACUUCCUUUGGUUGAAAUUGUAAAACUCAAGGAGUUAGCUCAAUGUGUUACCGUUGGGACAAUAACCAAACUCAAGGCUGCUCAAGGUGGAUGGUAUUACCAAGCAUGUCAUCAGUGUCCUAGGGUUGCUAAAGGGAAUGAACCACCCUAUGAAUUUUUUAAUGCUGGAACAAACGCAUCAUUUGUAAUAUGGGACCGUGAAGCUUUUCAACUUUUGAAGGUCAAUGCUGCUCAGAUGCGCACUAAUUUACUUGAGGCUGGUAUUACCGACCCUCUUGAGUUCCCAGUAGCGCUUGAUGCUUUAGUUGGAAUGACCAUGGUUUUCAAGGUCAAAUGGCAACCUGAUUGGGAAAAUGCGUCUGUUAUGUCUAUAUUUGAAGAUGACACUGUAAAAAAGGAUAUACUGCGUUCAUUUGGACAGGAAUUGCCUAAUUCCCAGAACAUGCUAACUCCUAAUGUAACACAGAACAAUGAGAGUGUUGUUGAGGCUUCACAUUUGGAUGAUUGGGACAUCAUUCCGGAAACCGAUAUUACAUCUGAUGCAUUGCCGGACCCUGUUACACCAACUUCAGCUGCUAAACGAAUUGCUCCACAUGAAUCACAUGACAUUACUCCUUUAUCUCAGACGUCUGAAGUACAACAGUCUUCCACAAAGAUGAAAAAGCAUAUCAAACUAGAGAAUAAGCAUGCUUUCCAUUAA
Molecule: messenger RNA, 717 nt
Organism: Vicia villosa (hairy vetch)
Lineage: Eukaryota; Viridiplantae; Streptophyta; Magnoliopsida; Fabales; Fabaceae
Exons: 7
Coding region: 1-717 (238 amino acids)
Source: RefSeq, a predicted model, not a curated record